GUACGUUCUCGUUUGCAGGUAAUUUGAAUCCAUUUUACUGUACGUAUUUUGGCUGGUGAUAAUUACUUUUCCAUCAAUGGUCCAGUUUUAGAGACUAUAUAUAUCACGAUUAUGGAAAGAGUAUCUCACAUUCUCACAUUAUGGAAGGAACUUCUCGAACACUUCCUUACACCAUAAGGUUUGUUGGUCUACUUGAUAGUCAUUCUCUUGGUAUAAAUCCAAAGUUUAUGGCUACUACAGUAGCUUUAGGAAGGGAAUUGUUAAGACGAAAAAUUAAACUUGCCUAUGGAGGAGGUAGUGUUGGCCUUCAAGGAGCUGUUGCUUCAACAGUCUUUACCAAUGGUGGUCUCGUUAGAGGUUUCAUUCCUGGGUAUAUAGCAACACAACGGGUCUAUGGACCUACGUACGGUGUAGAGCACACAGUUUCCAGUAGUUACUACAAAUAUUUUGAGAUGAAUCAUGCCGUGGAAGCUUUCAUUGUUCUUCCCGGAGGAGUUGACACCAUGGAAGGUUUGUUCACCUUGAUCUCGUGGGCUUCUGAAGGGUUACACAAUAGACCCAUUGGUCUUUUAAACAUUGACGGUUAUUUCAAUAACCUUCUCAAAUUCUUAGACGAUGCGGUGAGGAAGAACUUCAUGGCUUCCAGUCAGAGGAAACUUUUUAUCUCUUCUUUCUCUGUUGACGAGCUUUUAGACAAACUAGAGUUUGUUAAAGCUUUCCCGGGGCCUGGGGUUAGUUAUGAUGAGUUUGUGAAUCCUGGGAGAUUAGACUUAGAAUUGCAUUUGUAACAUUCCUCAUAUGAUCCAAGUUGUAUGUUGAAAUGAUAUUUUCCAUAAAUAUUAUUCUAGGCUGUAUGACCAGUGCGAGCUAUAUUUUCUUCAUUCUUUAGUCUUUCACUGUUGGUGUCACUGUUUCACAUCUUGUUUUGUAUUGUUCCACGUCGCGAUCUUUCACGUUAAUAGCGUAUACGAACGAGUCAAUUUUCUUAACUAUUUGCCUUGUCAGCAUCACUUUAUUUCACUAAUGUUUUUGACGAUAAGAAAUUAAGUUAUUAUAA
Messenger RNA from Cuscuta campestris, 1057 nucleotides. NCBI's taxonomy places the organism in Eukaryota, Viridiplantae, Streptophyta, Magnoliopsida, Solanales, Convolvulaceae. The record is from the annotation of a GenBank genome assembly.